CUCUUCCAACCCCGGUGACCCCGCGAGUGUGUGACAGGGCCAGCAGAGUUUUGUUCCAUCCCUCCUACCGCACUCCUGAACCCCCACCUCAGCCUCCUGGAGCCCCAGCUCAGCGACCCCGACCGCACGGAGCUGAUGGACGCGUGCCUGGCCGGCGUCCUGGCGCUGCCCCCACUGGACCCACUGUGGGACCACGAUGGGGACGGCGGCGAUGCGGCCUACAGCGAGGAGCUGUUUGCAGACACCCUCGGUGCCCUCCAGGAGCUGCUGAAGACCCUCCUGCAGCGCAGCCUGACCCCACAUGGCCUGCAGGACAUGUUCGCGCACUUGGGCCCGUGGAUCAAAUCCAGCAAGCAGCACGAGCGGCAGCGUGCCGUGGAGCUCAGCGCCGCGCUGCUGGACUUCUACCUGGGCAGGCUCAACGUCAGCGUAAGUCUGCAUCAGUGGGACCGCCUGUGUGUCCUCCUGUCAUCCCAGUGCCAUCCCAGUGCUGUCCGUGUGUGUCCCAGUGCCGUCCUGGUGCCAUCCUAG
Messenger RNA from Lagopus leucura (white-tailed ptarmigan), 531 nucleotides. Its product is annotated as maestro heat-like repeat-containing protein family member 1. The transcript has 3 exons. NCBI's taxonomy places the organism in Eukaryota, Metazoa, Chordata, Aves, Galliformes, Phasianidae. The record is from RefSeq and is a predicted model, not a curated record. Gene Ontology annotation, cellular component: cytoplasm. Bases 136 to 531 code for a protein of 131 amino acids.